CGGAUGGUUAGCCCCUAGCACCCGUUCUCGAAGCCGAUAGAAGGUUGUGAAGAAGUUUUGCUAGUGGAGUCUGCGCCCUAAGAAGUUGAUUUAGAUCUGAUUGAUAUAUAUCCAUCUAGAAGUACGUAGAUUGGUAUAUUUGGCGUUAAGACCUGGCGUUUGCAUUCUACUAUCAUAAUAAGCUGGUUCGGAUCGGAAACUUAUGGAUAAGAGAAAGCUGUAGUUGUAGAGACGGUAACGGUUAUCGCCGAGUGAUGUCAUCAUCCUAUUGCUUGCUAUGCUGUAAUAAUGACGGUGUUUGGAUCUCGGACCGUGGCCGCCUAACCAGCAAUUUAACUUACUACUAUAUCGCGAAUGAUCACUCCUAGAAUCCCAACAUGCCAGAAACGUUCAAAGCUAUUCUAAGUAGGAUCAGCAACGAUCUAGAUCAACGACGAGCUGAUCUAACCGGCCUCGAAACGGAAUUCUCCCGCCGCAGAGGAACAAUCGCGCAGCACACAAGAUCCGAUUGCAUCGAGUUACAAGCCUUCGACAUUUGUACCGACAUCUGCAAACUAGCCCUCGGGGAUUUGAGUAUAAUGGAUGCUAUUAUAAGAGCGAGAUUAAGGGAGCAGUCUAAGGUAGACUGUCGCCUUCAGAGUUGGAAAUUCGCUCAGAGUCUGGUCUUUAGGGACGGAAACAUAUAUUUGAACUCGAUUGGGUUUAAUAUCUGUACUAAAAUCAGCCACUUCAAAGCUCACGGUUGCAGACUUGGAAGUAGUUCGCGGAAUGACACUUAUGUGGGAACUGAAAACAAGAACCAUGAAAUAGACAGUGCUACGCAACAGCAACGGACGACCGACAAGGAAACAACAGGGAACGGCGGACGCCUUGGAGCUGGAUGUGUCAGAGGGGACACAGGUCCACGUAUCAUGACCAUGGGAGACCUUUUAAACAAAUCAGCUCAAUCGGCUGAGCCACCGCCAGCGGCGGCAAAACCAUUAACCAAACGUCGGCCAAAUCACAGCCUGCAGAUAGUUUUAGCGGCUCGCUUCGUCCAGGACAAUUCAGAGUUACCCUUUCCUCGAUUAUUGGACUACCUCCAUAGUUUGUGUCUAUUUGUUUAG
Molecule: messenger RNA, 1106 nt
Organism: Eremomyces bilateralis CBS 781.70
Lineage: Eukaryota; Fungi; Ascomycota; Dothideomycetes; Eremomycetales; Eremomycetaceae
Exons: 1
Coding region: 378-1106 (242 amino acids)
Source: RefSeq, a predicted model, not a curated record